This is a messenger RNA of Mustela erminea (ermine), 1358 nucleotides long. RefSeq names its product predicted GPI-anchored protein 58. The transcript is spliced from 3 exons. Lineage: Eukaryota; Metazoa; Chordata; Mammalia; Carnivora; Mustelidae. The coding region runs from base 1 to 867 and encodes 288 amino acids. The record is from RefSeq and is a predicted model, not a curated record.
AUGGGACUCAACCAACCGCAUAAAGGUUGCUGCGAGGCUAGCAGGAGAGGAGGAGAGCUGCGCCGGGAGCAGGAGGAGAGCUGCGCAGGGAGCAAAAGAAGAGUCGAGGGGAGUGAAGAGUCGGCGGAGUGGAGGAGCUAUAACAGCUCUUGUAAGAGCUAUAACCGCUGCGAGCGGUCCCACCACCGGUGGUCCCUGCACCUGCAGCCUCCAGCCGCCUGCGGCCCCGCCUCCCGCGGUCCUGCCUCCCCGGCCCCCAGCCGCCGCGUGCAGCUUCCAGCAGCCCCGAGCUGCCCAGACAACAGCGGUCCAGCUGUCAGCAGUCCGUCGACGCCUGCGGCCCUGAGACCCCAGUGGUCCAGCUGUCAGCGAUCCCUUGAUGCCUGCGGCCCUGAGACUCCAGUGGUCCAGCGGCCCAGCGGUCAGCGGUCCCGAGACACCAGCAGUCCAGCGGCCCAGCGGUCAGCGGUCCUGAUGCCUGCAGCCCCUGGAUGCCAGUGGUCCCGGGACGCCAGUGGCCCAGAGAUGCCAAUGGCCCCUAGCCGCCAGCAGCCUUGCCGCAAAAUGCCUCGCCACCCCGAGCCACGAGCAGCCUUGUCCGCAGCAGUGGCUUCCUCUGGGUGGCAGCCUUGUCAGAGUGGCAUCGUGGGGAGCAGAGUCUGUGUCAUCCGGGUUGUCCUCGUCAUCGUCGCUGUCAUCGUUGCCUCUUUGUCGUCGGGAGCGGCCUCGUCCGGGAAGCGGUCUUGUCCAGAAUGGCCCCUUCUUGGGAGCAACCUCAUGGAGCAGCGGCCUCAUCUUGGGAGUGGCCUCUUCUUGGGAGCGGCUCCGAUCACGGAGUGGCCUCAUCUGCGGAGCAGCCUCAUCUAGAGCAGCCUCCUCCAGAGCGGCCUUCUUGGGAGUGACCUUGUCGGGAUCAUCCUCCUCGCCUUUUUGUAAGAGAUAGCCCUGACCGGUCAGUUUGAUUCUUGAUGCUUGGCGCGAAAUAAGGUUUUGUUUGACCUUCGCUUUGUAUCAGUCUCGUUUCUUUGAUCACGGACCCUAACAUUGACCAGAAGAACUUCCUUCAUGAUUAUGAGCUAAACAGUCAUUCUUUUAAAUCUCUAAGUCCUGGGGUAAUUUGUUAUAUAGUACAAGCUACCUGAUACACCAUUAAAAUUAUAAAAAGAAAAAAGAAAAUAUUUAUAGAUCUAUAAGAGUAAUGAGGUUGAAUCAGUUAUCAAAUCCCUCGCAACAAAGGAAAGCUCAGGACUAGAUGACCAUUACCUUUGUUUCAAAGCCAGAAAGACAUUACAAGAAAAGAAAAUUACAGGCCAAUGUCCUGAAGAACAUAUGUAUAAAAAUCUUCAAUAAAAUACAGC